This is a messenger RNA of Thermochaetoides thermophila DSM 1495, 462 nucleotides long. Its product is annotated as 40S ribosomal protein uS19. The coding region runs from base 1 to 462 and encodes 153 amino acids. Gene Ontology annotation, cellular component: ribosome; cytosolic small ribosomal subunit. Lineage: Eukaryota; Fungi; Ascomycota; Sordariomycetes; Sordariales; Chaetomiaceae. Gene Ontology annotation, biological process: ribosomal small subunit assembly; translation. The record is from RefSeq and is a predicted model, not a curated record. Gene Ontology annotation, molecular function: structural constituent of ribosome; RNA binding. The transcript is spliced from 4 exons.
AUGGCUGACACCGAAUACAAUGCCGAGGAGGCCGCUGAGCUGAAGAAGAAGCGCACCUUCCGCAAGUUCUCCUACCGCGGUAUCGACCUUGAGGCCCUGCUCGACCUCGACUCCGAUGAGCUCCGGAACGUCCUCCACGCCCGCGCGCGGAGAAAGAUCAACCGGGGUCUGAAGCGCCGCCCUCUCGGCCUCAUCAAGAAGCUGCGCAAGGCUAAGCAGGAGGCUAAGCCAAACGAGAAGCCUGAGCUUGUCAAGACUCAUCUGCGUGAUAUGAUCGUCGUGCCUGAGAUGAUUGGCAGCGUUAUCGGCAUCUACUCCGGAAAGGAGUUCAACCAGGUGGAGAUCAAGCCUGAGAUGGUUGGCCACUACCUUGGCGAGUUCUCCAUCACAUACAAGCCUGUCAAGCACGGUAGGCCCGGUAUUGGUGCCACGCACUCUUCUCGUUUCAUUCCUCUGAAGUAA